ACAAACCUUUGACAUAUGGCAGACAGACAGACACACGCCGCACAAACAAAACGCAGCAAAAACACCAAAACAUCCGUCUGCAAUCUCUCUCACCAAAAAACCCGGUCGGAAACAUUAACAUUCAUAAAUGGCACCGCCAAAAGUGAAACUGCACAAAAACACGGGCAAACUCAAGUACAGUCCACGGCCCGGCUCAUUCCCCUCGCCAGCACCGCAACCAUCCGCACCAGCAACCGGAAAUGCACCCGGUGCAGCCGAACCAUCCGAAGCCGAUCGACAGUUUGAGCUCGAGCUGUAUUGGUGCAUUCAGCAGCUAGAAUCACAGCUGCACCUUCCAAAUGUCCGCGAAAACAACAAAAAGUUGGAAGAAACGUCCAAGCUAAUAAACACCCUCAAAAGCGGCACCCAACCGAUCAUCCGCAAGCGGCAGAUCAUGCGUACCACGUUCGGGGACUACCGGAGCCGGAUGGCGGCCGAGGAGCAGACGAUGGCCGUCAGCCCGGACAGUAUACGGUUCGAGGAGCCGAAGGAGAAGGCCAAAUACCAUUUUGUGAAAAAGUCGGCCAUUUUGAGCGGCGACAAGAACUUUAAAUUUAACUUCCCGAAAAGUGACAGCAACGGUGAGACGGAAACGGUACCGGGGGCAGCGCCGGUGGCUGUUGAGAAGGAGGGGCCGGCGAAAGGGGAGAAAAAGGUAGCGGCGGCAGUUGCUCCGGCGAGUGUAAUUGUUCCUUCGGAUAAUUCCUUCCGGUUUAACUUUGCUGUUGGUGGGGAAUGAGCGCUUAUCGUGGGGGAAGAGUUGGUUUUUGUACGUUGAUAGCAUUUAAAUAAACGUAAGACAACGAUGA
This is a messenger RNA of Anopheles coluzzii, 848 nucleotides long. Its product is annotated as UPF0488 protein CG14286. The record is from RefSeq and is a predicted model, not a curated record. The transcript has 2 exons. Lineage: Eukaryota; Metazoa; Arthropoda; Insecta; Diptera; Culicidae. Bases 128 to 778 code for a protein of 216 amino acids.